This is a messenger RNA of Didymosphaeria variabile, 2394 nucleotides long. RefSeq lists its product as uncharacterized. Gene Ontology annotation, molecular function: hydrolase activity, hydrolyzing O-glycosyl compounds; carbohydrate binding. The transcript is spliced from 3 exons. Lineage: Eukaryota; Fungi; Ascomycota; Dothideomycetes; Pleosporales; Didymosphaeriaceae. Bases 1 to 2394 code for a protein of 797 amino acids. Gene Ontology annotation, biological process: carbohydrate metabolic process. The record is from RefSeq and is a predicted model, not a curated record.
AUGGUCAAGUUUUCACACGGGUGCUGGCAUCCGGCCCCAGACACAAUCAUUGAUUGGGCAGUCGAGACGGUGAAGGCCACAGCGAGAGAGGACUCGUUAUAUUUCGUCACAGCAUCGAAACCGAUCAGCUUUCGUGGUGACACACUCAACAACCCGACCUUGACACACCACCUCAGCUCGCCCAUUGAUAAUGUGUUAUAUCUUUCAUCCACGCACUGGAGGCAGCAAAAGAGCGUAACUCAGGCACCCAACUUCGAGCUGUUUCCACGAGGUCAAGAUACACACUCUGCACCUAUUAAGACAACCAAGACCGACGAAGCUUUGACGUUCAGUGUUGGAGAGCUCAAUGCCACGGUCAACACGCAACCGAAAGCAUUCGAUCUCAGCUUUCGACACAAGCAGAAACAACUAACGAGAUUGGGAUGGCGGUCCAUCGGCUACGUCAAAGCGGGCACAACAGCUCUACAUCCCAAAGCCAACUACACAGACCCCAACAAGGGCAGGCGAUGGGUAACUUACCAAUUGCAGCUUGGGGUUGGCGACAAAGUAUACGGCCUGGGUGAGCGCUUCGGCCCAUUUGCAAAGAAUGGCCAGACGAUCGAAAUGUGGAACGACGAUGGCGGCACCGGCUCUGAGCUCACUUACAAAAACAUCCCUUUCUUCAUCACCUCUGCCGGCUACGGCGUCUUCAUUCCAACAUCUAGUUUCGUCUCGCUGGAAAUACAAUCUGAACGCACAACACGGGUCAACAUCGCUGUUCCGGGAGAAACUCUAUCCCUCUAUCUAAUCUAUGGCGCCACGCCCAAAGACAUCUUAUCCAACUAUUCAAAGAUCACUGGCGUACCUGCUCUCCCACCAGCGUGGACCUUCGGCCUCUGGCUCAGCACAUCCUUCACCACCAAUUACGACGAAAGCACCGUCACUUCCUUCCUUGACGGUAUGAAAGAGCGCCAGAUCCCCGUCAGCGUCUUCCACUUCGACUGCUUUUGGAUGCCCGGUUUCGAAUGGUGUGACUACGAAUUCGACAAGGACUACUUCCCCGACGCCGCAGGCCAGCUCCGCCGCAUGAAAGAGAAAGGAAUCCGUAUCUGCGUAUGGAUCAAUCCGUACAUCGCACAGGAGAGCUCCAUCUUCGACGAGGCGGCAGAGAAGGGGUACUUCAUCAAGCGUGGCGACGGUAGCGUAUGGCAAUACGACUUCUGGCAAGCGGGCAUGGGUUUUGUCGAUUUCACUAAUCCGGAUGCGUGCAAAUGGUAUCAGGAUAAGCUGCAGAAACUCGUGGACAUGGGUGUGGAUUCUUUCAAGACGGACUUUGGAGAACGCAUACCAACGGGCGAUACGGUGUACUUCGAUGGCUCCGAUCCAGCGAAGAUGCACAAUUACUAUGCGUACUUGUACAACAAGGUAACGUUUGAGGUGCUGGAGAAGAACUAUGGGAAGAAUAAAGCUGCUUUGUUUGCAAGGUCUGCAACGGCAGGAUGCCAGCAGUUUCCCGUGCAUUGGGGCGGUGAUCCGUAUUCUACGUUCGAGGCUAUGGCUGAGACGCUAAGGGGUGGAUUGUCGCUGGCGCUGAGUGGCUUUGGGUACUGGGCGCACGAUAUUGGAGGUUUCGAGGGGAAGCCGGAUCCCGCACUCUUCAAGCGGUGGAUCGCGUUUGGGCUGUUUUCGUCUCAUUCGAGAUUACACGGGAGCGCUUCAUUCAGAGUCCCAUGGCUGAUCGACUCGACCGAAGAAGCCUCCAAAGUCCUCAAGCACUUCGUCAGCAUCAAACACCAACUCAUGCCCUACCUCUACUCGCAAGCCAUCAUCACUCACAGAACAGGUAUCCCCAUGCUCCGAGCGAUGUUCCUCGAGUUUCCUCAAGAUCCGGCUAUCUGGUAUCUCGACCAGCAAUACAUGCUCGGCGACAGCCUCCUCAUAGCGCCUGUUUUUAGCGAAGACAGCACCGUCACGUAUUACCUUCCUAAAGGCGAGUGGUGCGGCAUCCUUGACCAAAAGAUACGCACUGGCCCAGGCUAUGUGACGGAAGAAUUUGACUUUUAUGGCUUGCCAGCGUUACUGAGGCCUGGUAGCGCUAUUGUUAUGGGCAAGGGCGGUGAGAAGGUGGAGUAUGAUUGGGCGGAUAGCAUGAAGGUUCUAGUCAAUGUAGAAGAGGGCAUGGAUACUACUGUUGAUGUGCCGAGCCACGAGCAGUUGGGCGAGAAGGCGCUUUCUCUCAAGGUCACAGCAUCCGGGUCGAGAGUUUCUGUUGAGGUUGUCCACGGAACGAGCAACAGCGCCUGGAAAGUAGUGGUUAUGAACAGGAAGGUCAGCAGCGCGGAUGGCGGCGAAGUGUCGAGCGAGGGCGAGGUGUCGGUCGCUGCGGGCGCUGCGAAGGUCGCCAUGAGCUGGUAA